CAGUUCACCAGGACUUGGGGCUUUAGAAACAGACCUCAGUUCUCUACUCUUCUCUAAGUAACUCAUGAUUAAGUCACUUGAUGGCUUGUCAUCAGAGUUGCAGGGACAUUAAUUAUUUAAAUUAAGCAGGUGUUAAGAAACUCCAAUGUCAGUUUUGUGUUGCCUAGAGACACCAAAUAAUCUGAGAGUAGUACAGCCGGAAGAAUUCUUAGUCAUCUACAGUUCAGUCUCCCUAAUUUUCUGGAAGAGGAAAUGGAGAUUCAGAAUAACCAAGGCAUUUACCCAAGUCAAGCAGUUAGUGGCCCUGUAUCUGCCUCCCACGCCACUGCUCUUUCUACUCUGUCAUGCUGUCACAUAUACACUGUGUAAAACACAUCAUUGCCAGUUAUGAAGGAUUGUGAAUGGGUCUUCACUAAAGAGGAAGGAAAUGAUUCAUUAAAAUUUCUGGAUGACGCCCCCCCUGGCACACAGGAAUACAUUAUGUUACGGCAAGAUUCCAUCCAAUCUGCGGAAUUAAAGAAAAAAGAGUCCCCUUUUCGUGCUAAGUGUCACGAAAUCUUCUGCUGCCCGCUGAAGCAAGUGCACCACAAAGAAAACACAGAACCCGAAGAGCCUCAGCUUAAGGGUAUUGUUACCAAACUAUACAGCCGACAAGGCUACCACUUGCAACUGCAGGCAGAUGGAACCAUUGAUGGCACCAAAGACGAGGACAGCACUUACACUCUGUUCAACCUCAUCCCUGUGGGUCUUCGAGUGGUGGCUAUUCAGGGAGUUCAAACCAAGCUGUAUUUGGCAAUGAACAGCGAGGGAUACUUGUACACCUCGGAGCAUUUCACACCUGAGUGCAAAUUCAAAGAAUCAGUGUUUGAAAAUUAUUAUGUGACAUACUCAUCGAUGAUCUACCGUCAGCAGCAAUCGGGCCGAGGGUGGUAUCUGGGCCUGAACAAAGAAGGAGAGAUCAUGAAAGGCAACCAUGUGAAGAAGAACAAGCCCGCAGCACAUUUUCUGCCCAAACCACUGAAAGUGGCCAUGUAUAAGGAGCCGUCUCUGCAUGAUCUCACGGAGUUCUCCCGAUCUGCGACCAAGAGCAGAAGCGUCUCCGGUGUGCUGAAUGGAGGCAAAUCCAUGAGCCACAAUGAAUCAACGUAGCCAGUGAGGGCGAAACAAGGGCUCUAUAACAGAACCUUACCUCCAGGUGCUGUUGAAUUCUUCUAGCAGUCCUUCAUCCAAAAGUUCAAACUUAUCGGUGAGGUUUACCAAACACACAGGCAGAGUUCCCUAUUCUAUCUGCCAUGAGACCUUGUUAUAAUCCAUACUAAAGCCCCAUAAUUUAGAUUGAGCUUGUGCAAAACAAUGCCAAGCGUUAUCAAUGAACUAAAUCUGGAAGAAGGACUGCCAAAUUUUCUCAUGAUCUCACCUAUACUUUGGGGAUAACACAGCAAAAAUAUUUCACAGCACUCAGGCUGGUAAAUUUGUUUCCCAACCAAGAAAAUUUAAAAGACCACAACUAUUCUUUAAAAAGAAAACAAAAUAAAAUUAACUGCUUAAAUGUUUUGUAGGGGCAAACAAAGUCUGUGAACUGUGUUGCUUUCUUGGCUUCAUGUUUUCUAUCUAUGCUUGAUUCAAAUGUACUCUUUAAUAUAGUGAAAUUGUAUGAUUUCUGAAAUCCAAUGAUUCUAUUGACUCUGUCACUUAACCCAAAUCAACCACAUUAGGGUUGAUUCUGAAUUGGCUUCUCAGGCAACAGUAUUCUUACAGAUUUUCCUCUCCCUCCCUUUCCACUUCUCUCCCUCCCCCUCCCUUUCUCUUUCUCUCUCUUUCUUUUUUGUUGUUAAUUAGAACUGUAGCAUUCUGGUCAAGUUCUUGUGCUGUACUUUGUGCGUAGAAAUUGAGUUGUAUUGUCACCCCAGUCAGUAAAGAUAAGUUGAAACAAGAUUAUCCUCAAGUGUAGAUUUCUCUUAAUUCCAUUCGUGUAUCACGUUAAUCUAUUAUUGUGGCUUCUUGUGUAAAGACGGGAACUGUGGAACAGUGGUGUCGUCUUUUGUGUUGUUCAAAUCAGAAUUGUCUCAUCUGUAUAUGUACAAGUCCCCUGUUAUUGUAUUUGGCACGUGAACAUUGUAUUGUGUACAAAGAAAUGUUAAGACUGGUUCCCCCUAAACAACAUAUAUUAUACUUGCUACUGGAAAAGUGUUUAAGACUUAGCUAGCUUUCCAUUUAGAUCUUCAUAUCUGUUGCAUGGAAGAAAGUUGGAAUCUUGGCAUAGAGUUGCAUGAUAUGUAAGAUUUUGUGCAUGAAUAAUUGUUAAAAUCUGUGUUCCAAAAGUGGACAUAGCAUGUACAGGCAGUUUUCUGCCCUGUGCACAAAAGUUAAAAAAGUUGUUUAAUAUUUGUUGUUGUAUACCCAAAUACGCACCGAAUAAACUCUUUAUAUUCAUUCAAAGAAAAAACAACUUCAAUGUAUA
Molecule: messenger RNA, 2461 nt
Organism: Cricetulus griseus (Chinese hamster)
Lineage: Eukaryota; Metazoa; Chordata; Mammalia; Rodentia; Cricetidae
Source: RefSeq, a predicted model, not a curated record